Molecule: messenger RNA, 957 nt
Organism: Pipistrellus nathusii (Nathusius's pipistrelle)
Lineage: Eukaryota; Metazoa; Chordata; Mammalia; Chiroptera; Vespertilionidae
Source: the annotation of a GenBank genome assembly
AUGGCGGCAGCGGCGGCGGCGGCGGCCGAGCAGCAAAGUUCCAAUGGUCCUGUGAAGAAGUCCAUGCGUGAGAAGGCCGUUGAGCGGAGGAAUGUCAAUAAAGAGCACAACAGUAACUUCAAAGCCGGAUAUAUCCCGAUUGAUGAAGAUCGGCUCCAUAAGACGGGCCUGAGAGGGAGAAAGGGCAACCUGGCCAUCUGUGUGAUCAUCCUCUUGUUCAUCCUGGCCGUCAUCAACUUAAUUAUAACCCUUGUUAUCUGGUCUGUGAUUCGCAUUGGACCGAAUGGCUGUGACAGCAUGGAGUUUCAUGAAAGUGGCCUGCUUAGAUUUAAGCAAGUCUCUGACAUGGGCGUCAUCCACCCUCUUUACAAGAGCACAGUAGGAGGAAGGCGAAAUGAAAAUCUAGUCAUCACUGGCAACAACCAGCCUAUUGUUUUUCAGCAAGGAACAACAAAGCUUAGUGUGGAAAAGAACAAAACUUCUAUUACAAGUGAUAUUGGUAUGCAGUUUUUCGAUCCAAGGACUCAAAAUAUUUUAUUCAGCACAGACUAUGAAACUCAUGAGUUUCAUUUGCCAAGUGGAGUGAAAAGUUUGAAUGUUCAAAAAGCAUCUACUGAAAGGAUUACAAGCAAUGCCACUAGUGAUUUGAAUAUAAAAGUUGACGGACGUGCUAUAGUGCGUGGAAACGAAGGAGUGUUCAUCAUGGGCAAGACCAUUGAAUUUCACACGGGCGGUGACAUGGAGCUAAAAGCAGAAAACAGCAUCAUCCUCAAUGGGUCCGUGAUGGUCAGCACCACGCGCCUGCCUACUUCCUCCAGCGGGGACCAGUUCGGUGCUGGGGAGUGGGUGCGCUACAAGCUGUGCAUGUGCGCCGACGGGACUCUCUUCAGAGUGCAAGUGACGGGCCCGAACAUGGGCUGCCAGGUCUCAGACCACCCCUGUGGGAACACUCACUAG